AUGGGCUGUGGAGCAAGUCAUGCAAAACGAAGCAACUCAAUCCGACAGAUGGUAACCAAUAGCCUAGGCUAUCCCAAAAUUUCAUUUAAAAAUAAUGAACCCUAAAAAUAAUCAGCUUGCAGAGUUCGAUCUUCCUACAAAUUACGAAAUUAUGCCUCUGCCAACAGUUAUGAAUUUGCUUACUCCCUGCUCCAUGAAUAAGCAAGCUUCCUCACUGAGUAGAUGAUUUUAAAAAUUUAUAAGGAAAAUCUAUCAUCCCAUAUAGCAAAUAUUUGAGAAUGCGAUUUAAUUUAUAAAAUUUAUGUUUAAAAUCUAAUAAAAUAAGCUAGAAAUAUCAUUAUAAUUAUUAAAAAGAAUUUCUUACUAUCAAAGAAGGGAUUUAGUUUUGAUAAAAAUCAAGGCGAUUACGUGAAAGCAAACUUUAUUUCAAUUUACAAUGAAAAGGAAGACCGAUAUGAGUAUUUUGUUCAACAAUUACUGGGUGUAGAAAUUGAAAAAGAGAAGCCUCAAGAAGGAAAAGUCUGGGUUGUCUAUAUCAACGGAAAAAGAUAUAGCUGGGACGAAAUAUGUGAGUCAGAACAAACAGUCAAAGUCACGGACGAGAUCUUUUGGAGGCUUCAAAACUCCGAUGAAAAUUUACCCUUAGUUACAGCAAUAGCACACAAAUAAAAUGGCGACGACACCGACCCGUCCUCUCCCAGAACUGAGGCGAGAUUGGGGACCUUGCUGCGGCCUGAAGCCAAUCCGCCUAGGGAAAGGUCUGGAAUGGGUACUGGUAGUUUGUGUCCGGCUAGGUUUCCCUCCCAGUCCAGCAAUGACAAUCCUAGGGUCGUCCCGAUAGGACACGGGCAAAAGGGUUUUUCCUCUAGGGACUGCUAGUGCCAAUUUGGAGGGCAUGGCAGGAGCCGACAAGAGCUAAGGAGUUAAUCCUUAGCUCUAACCCUAGUCUGGCAACGUGAAGCACGGUGACCCAGUUCGCCUACUUCCGGGAUAGCAUGACCAAGCCCCAUGACCGGAAGGAGCUGAGUGGUAGCCUGUGGCACUUAGGUGCACACUGGAAGCAGGGCAAGGAAAGCAAGCGAGGCGUCCAAAAGGCGGAAGAAAAGGACCUUCGGUCCUGGCCGGGAGCUACUACUUUAUAAAUUUAACUAAGACUAAGACUAAGACUAAGUUACAGCAACAGCGCCAGCUACUAGCUAA
Messenger RNA from Blepharisma stoltei, 1200 nucleotides. The record is from the annotation of a GenBank genome assembly. Lineage: Eukaryota; Ciliophora; Heterotrichea; Heterotrichida; Blepharismidae.